UUUUGGCAACAUUUAAUGGAAGAUUGUCAGAAUAUACAUUAUAGAUCUGAUUUUGACAUCAUGUCUAAAAUAGCAGAAACACCAGAAGGAAAUUCAAAUAAAAGCAACCCAGAGACGUCAAAUAAAGAUGCUGAAAAUACCGAAGAACAGAAUAUUUCGAAACUAAAGAAAUCUGUAUGCCCACAAGCAGAACAGAUUCUUAAAAUUGCCUUUGCAAUUUUUCUUUUUAUCCUGACGUUUGCAAGUGGAUUUAUAGGAAGGAUAACAUUGCAUAUAUUAAUAUGGCACAUCAAUCCACCAAUAGAAUCCCACGUCUCAAAUAUCAAUACUCUUGGAGGUCUACUGGAACCAAACUGCGCAUGUGUCAGCGGAACAUCAUGCAUAGUAAAUACUCAUUAUACUGCUGUUGACGAAUCGUGGAUCUGGGCAGUGUUCCUGGUUGUAAUUGCACCAUAUUGCUUAACGUUUCUGUCUACAUUUUCUAGAAUCUGCUUCAAAUCAAAUAAAGAAUUAGAAUGGAAAGUACUUAUGGUACUCAUCGUUAUUGAAACCCUUCAUUCAGUUGGACUCUCGAUACUGGGAUUUCUUGUGCUACCUGCAUUUGAUCCAGCUUCUUCGUCAGUCGUUUAUUUAGCAGUUUGUGGGAUACCGCCGAUAUUAGAUCUAAUUAAUAUUAUGGCCAUGCAACUUAAUAGAAAAUCUUCUGGAACGAAUUCAGAAUCAAAACGUCAAAAUCCUGCAGCUAAAACGAAGGAACAGUCAUCAUAUCGAACGGAUAAUGAGGCAACGGAUACUACGAAAACGAAUGAACAGACUUCAAAUGGCACGAAUGCAGAAUCAAAACGUCAAAAUCCUUCACAUGAAACGAACGAACAGCCAUCAUAUGGACCGCAUAAUGAGGCAACGGAUACUACGAAAACGAAUGAACAGACUUCAAAUGGCACGAAUUCAGAAUCAAAACAUCAAAAUCCUUCACAUGAAACGAACGAACAGCCAUCAUAUGGACCGGAUAAUGAGGCAACGGAUACUACGAAAACGAGUGAACAGACUUCAAAUGGCACGAAUUCAGAAUCAAAACGUCCAAAUCCUUCACAUGAAACGAACGAACAGCCAUCAUAUGGACCGGAUAAUGAGGCAACGGAUGCUACGAAAACGAAUGAACAGACUUCAAAUGGCACGAAUUCAGAAUCGAAACGUCAAAAUCCUUCACAUGAAACGAACGAACAGCCAUCAUAUGGACCGGAUAAUGAGGCAACGGAUACUACGAAAACGAAUGAACAGACUUCAAAUGGAACGAAUUCAGAAUCAAAACGUCAAAAUCCUUCACAUGAUACGAAUGAACAGCCAUCAUAUGGACCGGAUAAUGAGGCAAUCGGUCAACAGACUACAGCCGAGAAUAACCCCAAAAAUGAGAAUACACAUGGAGAAAGUUCAAGGGAAGGAACUGCAUGUAAAGGAGAUUCUACAUUUACUCUAUGUAAUAAAACAUCAAAACUAUCCUUUGCAUUACCAUUCGCAGGGUUAAUAUUGCAUGCUGCAGGCAUUAUUCUUAUAACGAUUUACAUUAAUAUUGGAACAAUGAUUGCUUCAUUUUUGCUUUCAGUACUACUUAUCUCAAUGAAAUACUGGGAAAACUUUAUCACCAUGGGUUCACACGACUCAAAAUUUGCUUGCCGCUUGAAACGAGAACUACAUAAAAGAAGAACUAAGACUACAUGUAUAGUCAGUCUUUGGAAAAUACUAAUUACUUUUUGUGCAGUCAUCGUGGUAUUUGUCAGUAGGGGGAGCGAUUCAAUGGCUGCAUUGAAAGCGUUAUUUAACAAUGGAAUGACGACCAUGAAUACCGUCUUUGGAGAGCAACAAUUUGGAUUCAAUCCGGUUUGCCAAACGAAUGUGCCAUUUUUAACGGCUUUUAUUUGUAUAAUGUGUAACUAUCUUUGUUAUAAGACAUCAAAAACAGUAUGCGUAAUCAACUGCCAAAGGUUUUGCUUCAGUCUACCGAUAAUGAUGCUACCACCUGUGGUUACUAUUGUAAUGGGAGGCCUGAUGAAUCAACCAGAUAUUUUAAAAUUAGAGUCAUGUGAUCUAUUUUUUUCUGACUGGUGUAUCAAAGAUAGUAGUCGAUUAUCUGAAAAUUGCACAGAAUUACUUGCAGCAUUUGUUCUGCUGUUUAUAUCUAUUCUUCUCAUCACAAGACAUGUCUGGAAAUCAGAUGGCCGGAAAAAUGGAGAAACUGCAAGGAUAUUUGUUUCACCAUUUUACUGUGGAAUGUUUACUGAGCUGUCCUUGUUACUGAAUCGUAGAAGAGAUGAUGACGAAUAUGACAUUGUUCACCGUGAAAAGUUUUUAUUACAGAAAUCAGGUGAAGAAAAAAAGAAGAGGAGAAUACUCUAUGCUUGUUGUGCCACAAUGUGGCAUGAAAAUGCGGCUGAAAUGAGACAGCUGGUAACAUCUAUUUUAAGGUUAGACUUGCGACAGAGUAUAAACAAAUUUAUGGAAGAAGAUUUAAAGGAAAAUGUCGAGACAUUUGAUUUAGAAGCUCAUGUAUUUUUUGAUGAUGCAUUUUUACAACCAACGGACACACAAAGUCAAAGAAGAGAAAUGAAUACAUAUGUUAAAACCUUCAUACAAGAAUUGAGUGAUGCUACCAGGGAUUUUUAUGAAAAACAAAUUGAAUUACCAGACGGCGGUAUGCUUAGAACUCCUUAUGGUUCUAGGAUUGAAUGGACACUUCCUGGAGAGAAUAAAAUGUUCGUUCAUUUGAAAGACAAGACAAAAGUUCGAAACAAGAAGCGCUGGAGUCAGGUUAUGUAUAUGCUGUACAUUUUGAAAUGGAAAAUACCACGGAUUCUAAAACCCGAAAAAAACUACAACAGUUCAGAAACCAAACGCAAGAAAGAAAUUGAUAAAAAGAAAGGAAAGUUAAAUAAAACGAAAGAAGAGUUAGAAAGAAAGUUAAAAAGAAAGUUAGAAAGAAAGAAACAAAUCCAGGAAAUAGCUGAAAAUACCUUCCUACUAGCUCUUGAUGGAGAUGUUGACUUCCAACCAGAGGCUGUACUAAGUUUAAUGAGACGAAUGGAAAAGAACGAUAAAGUAGGGGCAGCAUGUGGCAGAAUUCAUCCCAUUGGAAAUGGUCCUAUGGUUUGGUAUCAACAGUUUGAAUAUGCUAUAAGUCAUUGGCUUCAGAAGGCAACUGAACACGUGAUUGGUUGUGUCUUAUGUAGUCCUGGCUGUUUCAGUUUGUUCCGAGGUUCUGCAAUAUUACAACACGAAGUACUUGAGACAUAUACUUCAGUUGCACAAGAAGCAAGACAGUGUUUGCAGUAUGAUCAAGGCGAAGAUCGAUGGUUAUGCACUCUGCUUCUUCAAAAAGGAUGGAAAAUUGAAUAUUGUGCAGAAUCAGAUUCGCAUACAUUUGCUCCCGAAUCGUUUAAUGAAUUCUACACCCAACGUAGACGUUGGACACCUUCAACUAUGGCCAACAUCUUAGAAAUUAUUCAAGACUGGAAAAAUGUAACCAAAAAUAAUGAAAAUAUAUCCUUCCUGUACAUUGUGUAUCAAUUCAUUUUGUUUGUUUCCACAAUUCUAACACCAGGAACAAUAUUCAUGAUUAUCUUGGGAGCAUUAAUUGUUGGAUUUGAGAGCAUUCCGCCAUGGUUAGCACUUAUCUUAAACCUCAUUCCAGUAAUAGUGUUUAUAUUGAUGUGCCUGUAUACCUCAACUGAACGUCAGUUGCAAAUGGCCGCCGUAUUAUCUUGCAUAUACGUGAUUGUAAUGGUUGUUGUUAUGAUCGGAGUAGUACGAGACGCCAUACUUGAGGGUUUGUGCUCAACGACAACCAUUUUUAUAAUGUUUGUGGCUGGAGUGUUUGUCAUAUCAGCUAUUCUUCACCCAAAGGAGAUCCUCUGCAUUCUUCCUGGGUUGCUAUAUUUUUUGGCCAUACCUUCAAUGUCUAUGUUGAUGUUUCUGUUUUCAAUUGGUAAUCUUCAUGUCACGUCAUGGGGGACACGAGACACCGAAACGAAAAAGAAGCCAGACGAUAAAGCAAGCACAGAGCAGAUAAAUGGGAAAAAUGACGCUGAAUAUCUUUGUUCGUUUGGAAAGAUUGUUUGUUGUGCGAUAUCCCCUUCGAAACCAACCUUAACCCUUACCAAAAUCAAUAGUAGAAAACGAUUCUUAUAG
Mytilus californianus (California mussel) is the source of this 4182-nucleotide messenger RNA. Its product is annotated as chitin synthase chs-2-like. Gene Ontology annotation, cellular component: cell septum; cell periphery. Lineage: Eukaryota; Metazoa; Mollusca; Bivalvia; Mytilida; Mytilidae. The transcript is spliced from 16 exons. The record is from RefSeq and is a predicted model, not a curated record. Bases 16 to 4182 code for a protein of 1388 amino acids. Gene Ontology annotation, molecular function: chitin synthase activity.